Messenger RNA from Clupea harengus (Atlantic herring), 3439 nucleotides. RefSeq names its product cilia and flagella associated protein 70 (gene cfap70). Lineage: Eukaryota; Metazoa; Chordata; Actinopteri; Clupeiformes; Clupeidae. Gene Ontology annotation, biological process: cilium movement; cilium assembly. The record is from RefSeq and is a predicted model, not a curated record. Gene Ontology annotation, molecular function: protein binding. Gene Ontology annotation, cellular component: motile cilium; extracellular exosome.
AGACGCCGAAUAAUUCAAGACUACCUUCUACUAAGUCCUUAUGGGCACUAGCUAGCAACUUACUUAUUUAAAGUUACUUCAUGGCUAAGUAGUUAGUUUGGCAGGGUCAAACUGUAUUUUUGAUAUUGAUUGUUUAGCGCAAGUACUCAAAAUGGAAAUAGGACAAGGAGUUGGAGAAAAGGCAGUAUCCGUAAAAAUAAAAGUCGUACGUGGGCAUAAUUUGAAAGGAAGCAGGACUGAGUCUUUCCUCAGCUUUGUUAGAGUUGAGUUUAAUGGUGUUGUCCUUGGAGAUUCUCCAAAACUUGAUGCAAUUGUUGACUCAGCCGUGGAUUACAGCUUUACAUGCAGCUUCGAGUGUUCAGAUGCUGCACACAAUUUGGAUGAUCUUGCCCAUAAACCUGUCAUCUUGACUGUGACUGAGAUCUUGCCCAAAGAAAAGAAGCAGAAGGAAGAGAAGACGAUUGUUCUCGGACAAGCGGUGGUGGAUCUACUCCCUCUUCUCUAUGGUCAGUGCAGCUUCACCUGCUCUACAUUCCUUAAUCCAGCACCUGGCUCACCUGGAGAGACAGCUGCCCUGGACGGUAGCUGCAAGCCUAUGCUUGACGUCUCAAUUGUUGUCCCAGAGCCUUUGCUGUCGGACUCCCAACUCUCUGAGUCCAAACUUUUGAAAGUUACUGUUGAAACAGCGUACUCUGUGCCUGAAGUGUGGAGUCCUGCAACAGGGCCUGCGUCAGGCUAUGUUGCGGCGCUACAGAUGCCCCUCACAGCUGAGAAAGAGCAAAUAUUGAUGUUCUCCAAUGGAAUGCUGAAAAUGGGAGGGGAGAGAGAACCUGUACCCCGACCCAAAAAAUGGCCACAGAGUGGCACGUUGGCCCUAGGAUCUCAGAAUAUACCAGGCAGUAGCAUUGAAGAAGAGUCUGUCAGCAUGGAGGAUGGAGAUCUGACCAGUGUAGAGGAUAAGCAAUUCUGUGUAGAGGCUGAAACAAAUAGAAAGAGGGUGAGCUGGGAUACAGAGCGCCGCUGCUUCCUGGAUGCUGGAGGUGCUGCUUGGUUGACCCGCAGGAUUAUAGAGAGUCGGCUGUGGCCUAUAGAGAUUAUGAGAGUAGCGCAAAUGGGAGCCGCCAAGGGAGCGAAGGCUGGUAAAGAGAAGGUAGAGGAUGAGACCCAAAUAUCCUUCCAUGGAGUGGCGUAUAUGGACUUGGCUCCACUGAUGUAUCCAGGAGCCACAUGUGUCAGAGGGGCCUAUAAGAUCUACCCUUUCUAUGAGUCUGAGCUCAUGUUGAAGACUAAGAGGAACCAAAGUGUGUUACGUGAGAGCAUGCGGCUACCGGUGACGGGGGGCAAAGGUCGGGUCUCCUCUGUUAACUCCUGUAAGGCCGCGCCUAGCAAAAUCUUCGAGAAGGGAGGAAAAGACACCAAGGAGACUCCCAAAAAGGUAGGGCCUCCGGGCAAGGUUGCCCCAGAGGAGAACUUUGUUGAGGUGGAGCCACAAAUCAACACAGAGGGACAAAUGUAUGCAGAUUCCAAGUCCUACAUUGUAAUUGAGAUUGAACUAGACAGACCACUUGUUCCAAAAAGACCAAAAGAGGAGCUGACAAAAAGAGUGAUGCAGCUUAUUCCUCCAAGACCUCCAUUACUUCACAGACCAACUGGAGCAGAAAGGGCGGUGCAGGAGUUUCAAGGUCAAGUAGCAAAUGUAGCAGCACAGGUCAUGGACCAGUACCAGCAGCUGUUUGGUGCAGCAUUUGAACCUGGUGCCUCUUCUCUGGACCCCAACACCCAGGAGCAGCGUAAAAGACAGUUGCUAGGGGAGCUCAACUACUCCGGGAAGUACUUUGCUUUCAAAGAACAACUCAAAUACUCUGUAGUGCGUAUAGUACGUGAGAAAAUGUUGCGAACUGAAGCCUUCGCAGAUGAGGAUCAACUGCAGGCAUUUCUGAGUCAACUGUAUGUGUUCCUGGUGGAUGAAAUGCACAUGGCACUGAAUAAGACAUUAUCAGUAGAUAAUCUAGAGAAUCAGCCGCAGCCACAGCUGGAGUGUUCUCAGCUAAGGCACUUUGCCAGAGAGGCUGAGCUCAACCAGGACUACCAGCUGGCCACACAGUACUACCAGGAGCGGCUGGCUCGAGAUCGUAAUGACCCAUCCCACUGGUUUGAUUAUGGCUGUUUCUACAUGCUGAGGGGGGACUACCAGAAAGCAGAGGAGUGCUUCCAUCAGGCUGUGUCUAUAAACCAGGCACAUCUGUCCAGUUUACUGAUGUGUGGUAUUCUGGCUGAGAUGGAUGGACGGUAUGAGGAUGCAGAGACAUUUUUUGAAGGAGCAACCUGUGUCAAUCCCCGUAGUGUGGUUGCCUGGACACUGUUUGGUCUGUUCUAUCAAGCACAGGACAACAGCAUCCAGACAGAAAUGGCUUUCUUAGAGGCCAGUAAGCAGCAGCGGGCAGGUUUGGCGCCUGGCCCAGUCGGAGAUGGGGACACACAGACAGAAAAGUUCGACACGCAGGCAGAGAACAUUGUGCAGGAGGAAGGAGUUGGUGGAGACUCCGCUGAUAAGAGCAUGGAGGGGGAGAAUGCAGAAAGUGAUGUCAAGGGCUGUUCUGUGGCUGUGGAACCUAAACCCACCAGUACAACUGCCCUUGCCAGCCCUAGCAGGGCAUCUAGUAUCUACAUGAAGACCGUGGAGUUCCUACUGCAGAAUAAUGCAUUACAGAUGGCCCAGAGGGCCCUGGCUCAAGAGCUGCUGUGUCCUGAGGGGGGGUUGAGUAGCUGCUACCAUCUGGCAUUGGCUCAACUCCACACUCUCCGAGGAGAGUACUGCAGUGCUGAGACAAGCCUCAGUGCAGCGCUCAGUGAUAGUUAUGAGAAGCCAGAUGUGUGGGCGUUGUGGGGCCACCUGCAUUACCUGCGAGACGAGUGCAGAGAUGCUCGGAAGUGUUAUGAGAGGACCUUGGACUUUGUGACGGACGCUUCUGACACACACCCCAUCUAUCUGCGCCUGGGCUCCAUCUACCUGCGUGAAGGACAGUUUGAGAAGGCCAAAGCCACAUACCUACGUGCUUGCAAGAGCUCACCAUCCUGCUUGACCUGGCUUGGCGUGGGCAUCGCCUGCUACCGGCUGGGGGAAAUGACAGAAGCUGAGGAUGCACUGACAGAGGCAAACACUCUAAGCAGUGCUAAUGCAGAGGUGUGGGGAUACCUAGCUCUUGUAUGUUUGCAGAUGGGGAGAAAGUUGGAGGCAGAGCAGUCUUAUAAGUACACUCUGAAGCUUGGUUUACAAAAUGAACCACUUCUCCAGGAGAUCAAUGAGAUGCAAAGACAUGUUGGAUUUGGCAACCCUGGGUUUUGAAUACAGUGUGGUAUUGACUGCAUUCAAUGGGACAUGUCUGUUUUAAUGGUAACUUGUACACUUAUUUGUGUAAAAUAAAGCAUGUUCCUCCAA